Messenger RNA from Suillus clintonianus, 2694 nucleotides. RefSeq lists its product as uncharacterized. The record is from RefSeq and is a predicted model, not a curated record. NCBI's taxonomy places the organism in Eukaryota, Fungi, Basidiomycota, Agaricomycetes, Boletales, Suillaceae. Gene Ontology annotation, molecular function: zinc ion binding. The transcript is spliced from 10 exons. Bases 45 to 2486 code for a protein of 813 amino acids.
CUGACCAGCUUGCUGAUGCACUCCUGGCCCGUUGUCCGACCGCUAUGGAGGUCAUCGACAUCCCUUCUUCCCCUGAACUACCUCCUACAGUAUCCAGAGUAACCCGUCAUCAUAGUCGUCAGCCUGGGUUGCAGAAGAGAAGACCGCUACCGCCAGCACCGAGCCGAUGGACAGAAGAAAUCAUCGAGAUAACUGACUCUGAGAGUGAACCUGAGCCUGUGCUUGCGUCCAAGGGAAAGAGGCGCUCAGUAGAAACACAUGCAGUACCAGGUCCUUCGAACUUGCCAAUCAUCAGCACACCUCUUAGUGGUUUGCUUGCUGGUGCAGCUACCGGAUCAUCUCAGAACGCUCCUAGCAAGGACGGAAUCCCUUCUGCGCCGCUAUUUUAUUCAGACGAUGAGGACACGGAGCUAAAACCGAUGCCGAUGUUGGUACAACAGCUAGAUAUCCCUCCGGAACCAGUGCUGCCACCCGCGCCACUUCCUCAACUCACUCUCACUCCUGAACCUCCGGCGGAGCCUACAGAUCCAACUGACGCGCUUAUUGCUCGCAUCAUGGAAAUUGUCCCAGACGUAGAACCCGCACAUGUUCUCGGGCUCGUGCAGCAAUUCACCCACGACCCUAUCAAUGCCGGACAGAACGUCAUAGAGCUUGUCCUCCACUCUCUCUUCGAGAUCCCAAAUUACCCUAAAGUUGAUAGGAAAGGAAAGCGGAAAAGGACCGAAGAUGACGAGGAAGGUACCGCCCACGGACAACCUGUUCCUAAGAUUGAUUAUUGCGCGAAGGACAGAGAAUUUAAAGGGGGCAUACAUUAUUUCGAACUGGCCUUGGAACAACUAAUGAUCGAUUUUCCAUACGCCCCGAAGCCGUAUCUCCGGGGGCGGCUACUAGAACAUCGGUUUUAUGCUCCAACUCAUUUGCUUUUGGCUGGGAUGCGGGAUCCCCUACCUUACGUCCAGAAAUCUAUUCCCUCAAGAGUUAGCGGAAAGGGUAGAGAGAGGCACGAUCCCGAAUUCGAGGCAGAACGUCGAUGGCUUUUGGAGCGACAAAAUGCAACUGUGUCGACUGAUGGACAGCCGCUUCCUGAUCAAGUAAAUGACGAUGACGCAUGUGAAGAGUGUGAAGAUGGUAUUGAAUGCGGUUGUUGUUUUUCUUCGUACCCAUUUGAUAAGAUGGUACAGUGUCCAGAAGCGCAUCUAUUCUGCAAAAGUUGCAUGUCUUCCUACGCAUCCAACCUUUUGGGCGAGCACAAUCCUAAUAUCGUUUGCAUGGAUCAAUCCGGCUGCAAGCUUCUCUUUCCGCAGUCUGAGCUGGAACGUUUCCUUACACCGAAGCUUCUUGAGCUCUAUCAUCGCGUGAGGCAGCGCAAGGAUAUCGAGGCAGCCGGCCUCGAGAACUUGGAGGAAUGUCCGUUCUGCGAGUACAAGUGCGUCAUCGAAAACGAUAUGGAGAAGCUCUUUCGGUGUGAGAAUGUGGACUGCGGUGCGGUGAGUUGUCGAGAGUGUAAGAAACCUGACCAUUUACCGAAGAGUUGCAAGGAAGUAGAAUCGGACAAACACCUUGAUGUACAGCACGUUGUCGAGGAAGCGAUGACUCGGGCACUGAUGCGAAAUUGUCCGAAGUGCCAGAAAGCAUUUAUUAAAGAACACGGAUGUAACAAGAUGACUUGUCCGAAUUGUCACACUGUCUCUUGCUAUAUAUGCCGGAAGGUCAUUCAUGGAUAUGAACAUUUUGGAAAUCCACCUACUUAUGGCGCACAAGUGGACAAGACCAAGUGUCAACUUUGGGAUCCUGUAGAACAGCGGCAUGCGACUGAGGUCCAAGAAGCAGCUAAAAAGGCGAUAGAAGAGCUCAAACGCGAUCACCCUGAUGUUGAUGAGAGUAACAUCAAGAUAGAUAUACCGGUUGCCGGCCCGGCUCAGCCCAUGCCUCUGCACAUAAACCCUGCGUGGGGCUUGCCAGCCUUACCGGCACGUGGUCUGGUACCGAAUCCGCAUGGUCUGGUACCGAAUCCUCAUGGUCUGGUACCGAACCCACACGGCCUGGUACCGAAUCCAUACGGCCUGGUACCGAAUCCACACGGUCUAGUACAGAAUGCGCAUGCGGUACCAGCUUAUGCAUUAGCCCAUGCGGACUAUGCGGGGAACAUGAUGCAAUUCCAUGCCCAGCAGGCUCACCAACGGCUCCAGCAACGGAUCCAACAGCGGAUGUUACAGCCCCAAGCUCACCAACCACCGCUCGCGGAACGCGCCCGAGUUCAACUCAUGGAACGCGCCCAGGCUCAGGCUCAAGCACUGCUCCGAGCACGAAUGGUGCAGGCUCAACACGAUGAUGCUGAGUUGAGGCGCCAGGUAGAACUUAGGGAGGCGGCACGUUUGAUGGCUGAAGCCGAGAGGGCCAGACACAUGCAUGUGAUGUACAUGCCUCACCCACUCCCCCCGGCACCGCAACCCGUCGCCGCGCCCAGAAGGGCUCGGAGGCGCUAAGGAAAGAGAUAAAUUGAAUUCUUGUACAUUCUGAGCUCCGCUGCAUGUCAUGAUAAUGGUGCUGCUACCAUACGUUAUAGUCGUAUAUACCGAUAAAUUCCUACGUACGUUUUACCAGUGUUCUGCUACUUACGUAUACUUGCAAUUGGCUGUACUAUUACAUUGUGUUCAAAAUCAUAUUCCUGCAUUUAUAUGUGCAGAGGCUGCG